This is a messenger RNA of Dissoconium aciculare CBS 342.82, 494 nucleotides long. RefSeq lists its product as uncharacterized. The record is from RefSeq and is a predicted model, not a curated record. The transcript has a single exon. Bases 84 to 380 code for a protein of 98 amino acids. NCBI's taxonomy places the organism in Eukaryota, Fungi, Ascomycota, Dothideomycetes, Mycosphaerellales, Dissoconiaceae.
CUUGGAAUCCAUACAUUCCUAGUUUCAAUCAAUCGAGAGAUCUAUCUCCAGGUGAUCGUCUGGUCUCCAGCUGGUUUGGAUUGAUGAGAUCAUGGCUUAGUCAAAUCCCACCCCUUUUCCUCGUCGCCCGCCAGCCAACCAGCCAGCCAGUUGAACAGUCGGCCAGUUGGGCGCCCGGAUCCAUCUUCUUAGCUCCGACCCUGGAAUUCGAUUCGACUGGACUUCUUCCGCCUGGCAAUGCGGUAAAUAUUUACGAGCUAUUGGUCGGGUGUCGUUCGUCGUCCCCAUGCGUAAUUGCUCUGUCUCUUGCUGGCCUUGUUGAACACAUCUCUCGCAUCCUCACCAUCCAAUCUUGGUCUCCUACAGCAACACGGUGGUGAAGUUCAUCGUCAAUGGCCCGAUAGGCUGCUGUGAUUUCCAUAAAUUUCCGUCGAUGUGAGUCCCAUCAUCUCCUCCGUCCUCGGACCGCGCACGAGCACGAGCACCUUCGACCA